AUGGCGAUGUCUGAAGCUGAUUUGAAAUGGGUCGAAGGGGUUAUAACUAGAAUCGGUGGUCUUUACAAUAAGAAAGGAAGCAAUAUAAAUAGUGUAAUGUCGUACGACGAAAUAUUACGGGUACUCGCGUAUACAGCAGCUGCACUUAUGCAAGAUGCGCCUUUGAUUGAGGAUAUGCAUAAGUUAUUCGACAUUAUUGGACGUGUACCUGAGGUGAAGAUGUUGUUCCUUGGCGAUUACGUGGACCGUGGAGAUCAAUCGCUUGAGACCGUGCUGUAUUUGUUUGCGUUGAAGCUUCGUUACAAAGAUCGAGUGUUCCUUCUGCGCGGCAAUCACGAAACACCAGCCGUUAAUAGAAUCUAUGGAUUUUAUGCGGAGUGUUCAGUUCGAUAUUGUCCAGGACUAUGGUGGGAAUUUAUAUCCGUAUUCAAUCGACUUCCAAUGGCCGGUCUGAUCGCAAGACGUAUUCUCUGUAUGCACGGCGGUCUCUCGCCCGAACUCACUUCGUUGGAUUUAAUUCGUCAAGUUAAACGACCAUGUGAACCAGUUGUAGUACAAGACGGUUACGAGCUAAUGGUCGGUCGUAAGUUAAUCACCAUUUUUUCGGCACCCAACUACGCUGGACAAUUUAAUAACGCCGCCGCUGUCGUCUGUAUUGAUGGUGAGCUUCAGGUGAGUAGAAAUUAUUCGAUUUCGAAAGGAGAUCUCCAUUUGUUUGUCUCUAAUGAGACUGCUCUAAAGUAG
Molecule: messenger RNA, 744 nt
Organism: Anisakis simplex (herring worm)
Lineage: Eukaryota; Metazoa; Nematoda; Chromadorea; Rhabditida; Anisakidae
Source: the annotation of a GenBank genome assembly